Molecule: messenger RNA, 1666 nt
Organism: Condylura cristata (star-nosed mole)
Lineage: Eukaryota; Metazoa; Chordata; Mammalia; Eulipotyphla; Talpidae
Product: HLA class I histocompatibility antigen, B-15 alpha chain-like
Exons: 7
Coding region: 31-1170 (379 amino acids)
Biological process (GO): immune response; antigen processing and presentation of endogenous peptide antigen via MHC class Ib; antigen processing and presentation of endogenous peptide antigen via MHC class I via ER pathway, TAP-independent
Cellular component (GO): external side of plasma membrane
Molecular function (GO): peptide antigen binding; signaling receptor binding
Source: RefSeq, a predicted model, not a curated record
CAGAUUGUCAGGGACUCCAGAGCUCAGGUCAUGAGGUCCCCAACUCUCCUGCUGCUGCUCUCAGGGGUCCUGGCCCUGAGGGAGACCUGGGCAGGCCCCCACUCCCUGAGGUAUUUCUACACCACGUGGUCCCGACCCGGCCUCGGGGAACCCCGCUUCAUCGCCGUGGGCUACGUGGACGACACGCAGUUCGUGAGGUUCGACAGCGACGCUCCGGGUCAGAGCGCGGAGCCGCGGACGUCCUGGGUGGAGCAGGAGGGGCGGGAGUACUGGGAGGAGGAGACGCGGAUCCUCAGGAGCAACACAGCGGCCUACAGAGACAGCCUGAGCAACCUGCGCCGCUACUACAACCAGAGCGCAGCGGGGUCUCACACCCUCCAGGAGAUGUACGGCUGCGAAGUGGGGCCCGACAGGCGCUUCCUCCGCGGGUACAGUCAGUCCGCCUACGAUGGCGCCGACUACAUCGCCCUGAACCCGGACUUGCGCUCCUGGACCGCGGCGGACACCGCUGCUCAGAUCACCAGGCGCAAGAGGGAGGCGGCUGGAGCUGCAGAGCACUGGAGGAGCUACCUGGAGGGGGCGUGCGUGGACUGGCUGCUCAGAUACCUGGAGCUGGGGAGGGAGACACUGCAGCGCCCAGAUCCCCCAAAGACACACAUGACGCACCACACCAUCUCAGACCAUGAGGUCACCCUGAGGUGCUGGGCCCUGGGCUUCUACCCUGCGGAGAUCACCCUGACCUGGCAGCGAGAUGGGAAGGACCUGACCCAGGACACGGAGCUGGUGGAGACCAGGCCUGGGGGGGAUGGAACCUUCCAGAAGUGGGCAGCUGUGGUGGUGCCUUCUGGAGAGGAGCAGAGAUACACGUGCCAUGUGCAGCAUGAGGGGCUGAUGGAGCCCCGAGUCCUGAGAUGGGAGCCCCCUCCUUGGUACUUCAUGCCCACCAUGCCACCGCCUCGGUACUUCACGCCCACCAUGCCACCGCUUUGGUACUUCAUCUCCACCGUGCCACCACCUCAGUCCUCCACCCCCACCGGGGGCCUCAUUGCUGGCCUGGUUUUCCUUGGCGCUGUGCUCACUGGGGCUGCGGUGGCUGCAGCUGUGGUAUGGAGGAAGAAGCACUCAGGCAGCGAUAGUGCCCAAGGACCUGAUGUGUCUCUCAGCCCCUAAAGGGCCAGAGGUGACAUCUUCACACAAACUGUUCCUCUCCUGACUGAGAAGUAUUGGUGCUUUGAGCCUUUUUCUCUUUGCAACACUUAACUAUUGUCUGUGAUCAUUCUCUCGUGAACCACCUACAGUUUUUGAAGACCUGAGCCUGUGAGAACCAUGUUUACUGUCACCUCAUUACCAGGAGUAAUUCUUCUCACAACCUCACAGUUGCCAGAGAACAGUGGGGGGUGAGGACAAGGGAGGGUGGGGCACUUGGACCAUGAUGGUGACUCUGGUGCUGGGUGGGUGUGGUGCUGUGGUGACCCUGCAAGCCUAACACAUGACCAGCCUCAUGCACCUCAAUAAAGUAUCUAUGUGUAUAUUAAAAGCUCCAGGAGUGAGUUAUGACAGGGACCCAGACAUCCCUGGGCCUGUCCUGUUCCAGGAAUGUGGGCGGCUGCGUGUGGCCGGGUCAGUUCAGGAUGGGAUUCCGGCCACAGACCUGGGCUGUGAGAAA